AUGGCUGAGGAAUGCAUCUACAUGAUUCAUGUGUCUACAGUGGCCUGUGGGAUGCUGAUCCUGCUGGCCAUUUUAGCUGUUCUGGUGUUACAAGAGGUCCAUGGAGCCUCCAAAUACCAGGUUUUAAUGAAUGCCAAAAGAAAGGACAGCUUCUCUGAAGAGAACACUAAUGAACAAUUGAAUUUGGGCCCAAAGGCUACUGAAGAAUCAGAAGACAAGAUUGUCAUUGAGCCCAUGUCCAGACUGGAACUUUUCAAAGGUUUGGAGGAAAGCCAAGAUCUCUUGAGACAUUUUCGAAAUCCAGUGCAAUUACCUGAGGAAGAUAGAGAUUCCUUCUACCACUCAAGUUCCAUAGAGGAUGUCAUUGAAGAACCCCAGAUGUUGAGGACAUCUUAUCAUGAAGUGCUCCAGGGUCCAGAAGAGGACAGGGACCAUUUCUACCAUCCUGCAGAUUAA
Messenger RNA from Dromiciops gliroides (monito del monte), 456 nucleotides. RefSeq names its product proline rich acidic protein 1 (gene PRAP1). The coding region runs from base 1 to 456 and encodes 151 amino acids. Lineage: Eukaryota; Metazoa; Chordata; Mammalia; Microbiotheria; Microbiotheriidae. The record is from RefSeq and is a predicted model, not a curated record. The transcript has 5 exons.